Molecule: messenger RNA, 1569 nt
Organism: Trichoplax adhaerens
Lineage: Eukaryota; Metazoa; Placozoa; Uniplacotomia; Trichoplacea; Trichoplacidae
Exons: 4
Coding region: 1-1569 (522 amino acids)
Biological process (GO): proteasome assembly
Cellular component (GO): cytosol
Source: RefSeq, a predicted model, not a curated record
AUGUCGCUAGAAAUGCAAGCUAAUAAAGUCCUCCAUGAGUUGCCAGCUUCUGACGAUAAGUUAGUUGUUCUUCAUCGACUAAAUGUUAUUGUAAAACAAAUGAAUGAAAAUGAAGUCACAGAUCUGGUGCACCAUCAUCGAUUAGAUAACCUCAUUCAAUGCCUAUCAAUCAACGAUAGUAUUAUUGUUGGAGAAUGUGUGCAAAUAUUACAAACGCUUUUCAAUCAAUCUCCGAUCGAUUUCACUUUUCAUCAAUAUAAACAGCCAUUAAUGCUUGGCAUUCUGCAUGAAAUGAGCUGUGUACGUGAAUUAUCCCUAUCUUGCCAUAUUGCUACAAUAAAAGUAGGCUAUAGUGAUCCAGUGAAGGAUUUUGUUAAACUCGUUAUCAAUCAAGGGAUAUCAAAUGAUCUUGUCAAUGUGGCAUCAUUUUCUAUCAAGUCCUUACUUGCCAUAGCGCGUUGUGAGAGUGACGGACUUGAAUUAAUCUUUAAUGAAGAAGUUAUAUCCGAUAUUCAAAGAUUAGAUUGGGAUAACGAUACUUUAAGAUUUCGAAUUUAUGAAUUAUUCAUUAAUAUCUUAUCUAUAUCACAUCGAGCGAUGACACUGUCAAUGAAUACUAGUAUCUUAAAUAAAUUGAUGCAUGAAUUAGAAAGUGAUGAUCCGCUCUUAAGGAUGAAUUGCAUUGAAUUCUUGAUUCAGUUACAGCAAACAACUUUUGGCUGGCAUUAUCUUCAAAGUUUCAAUAUUUUAUACACUCUAAAUAAACUACUUGUCGACUCAGCGAACGACCCACUAUCAUCAUUUAUAGUACCAAGUGAGAUGAUAAUAGAUUUGUACGGUUAUAAUUAUUAUAGCUUAAAAAGAAUAUUGGUAUUCUAUGGUCACUUAACUCACUCCUCAAGUACCGUAAAUUUUAUCGAAGUGAAUGAAAAAUAUCCAACUUUCAUGGAAGUCACAGUGUCUUCCAUCUUAUCUAGAGAUCAAAGUAUAUUAAAUAUCGCUCUCGAUACUUUCGGAGCCAUUGCUUCGUGCAAUCAAGGGCGUCAGUCCUUAUUAAGUAUAUGCAAAGAACAACAAAUCCAUAAGGUCAUGAGCAGAAUAGGCGAAAUAGUUACUACCGAAAACACUUCCACCCGUUUACGAGCUCUGGAUGCCUUAUCUGAAAUUUAUCGUAAUUUUCCAGAUGAAGUACGCCACUGUGCCUGUCUUCAAGACUGGUACGAUGCAUUAAAUCCUUCCGUUGCUUCAAUGCUACAAAAGUUAAGCAAUCAACCAUUUCCAGAUAUUCGAUGUGCCGCUCUAAAAUUAUUAGCAAAUUUAGCACAAUUUGAGUGGACACAAAGAGAUAUUAGUCGUCAGCCGGGCAUGAUUGAAUUCAUAUUAGAUCGCAAAGUUGAGCAAGACAAAUCCUGCUUAGAGGCCAAAUUUGACAUUGUUGUUGUAUUAACUGAAUCUAAAUAUGCGAUUGAGGUCUUUGGUGGCUCUAUGUAUGUAGAAUUGCAGCAACAUGUAAAAGAGGGUCCUUUCUUUGUUCUUGGAGAAGCAAACGUAGCCAUGGAAGCAGAAUAA